UUUAGUUCAGUUCCAACAACGACGAAGAUACAUUCAACGAAGACAUAUUUUAAUCUAAAAUGGAGUAUCCAUUGGAAAUUAAGGAUGUGGAACCAGAAACGAAUCAAGCGAUGAUGAAACUUUUUAUAGGUGAACGAGGCGGUUUCGUUCGUGUAGGACCUAAGGGGUAUGUUCUGACUCAAGGGUUCAGAGAUAUAGCAGCAGAGAUCUACAACAUAGAAGUCCGACCAAGCGAUGUGUAUGUUGUUACCUAUGCAAGAUCAGGAACAACGUGGACUCAAGAGUUAGUGUGGUUGGUUGCUAAUAACUUGGAUUACCAAACGGCAAAAUCGGUUUUGCUAACAGACAGAUUCCCGUUUAUAGAAAGCACCAUGAUGUUUCACCCAAAGUUUGUAGCUGAACUUGAGGAAAUAAACAAAAACGACGAAGUAAAACUGAAGCAAUUGGGUACAUUUUCUCAAUCCAUUGUACGGAAAGUGGCGGCUGCACCUUCCCCAAGGUUCAUUAAGACUCAUCUGCCGCUGUCGCUGCUGUCACCGAAAGUGUUGGAUGCAAAAGUGGUGUACGUAGCAAGAGACCCACGUGAUGCAGCCGUUUCCUUCUAUUAUUUAUGCCGGUCCUCAAGAAAUAUGGGUUUCGAUGGAGACUUCAAAACAUUUUGGCAUUACUUUACUAGUGACUUACAUUACUGGACGCCAUUCUUCGAGCAUCUAAAAGAAGCAUGGGAGAAGCGGCAUGAUCCAAAUUUGUUGUUUUUGUUCUAUGAAGACUUAAAGAAGGAUCUCGGCCACGAAGUGCGCAGAGUGUGCAAGUUUUUGGGUAAACAAUACACGGACGACCAAAUAGCAGUGCUCUGUGACCAUCUCGAUAUUAAGAACUUCAAGAACAAUACAUCUGUGAACAAUGACAUUUGGAAGGAACUUGGGUUGAUGUUUCCCAAAGAAGAGUUUAUAAGAAAAGGCAAGUCAGGGGGUUGGCGCGAUUACUUUGACGAGGAGAUGACAGCACAAGCAGACAAGUGGAUGGAAGAAAAUCUUAGAGACACUGAUCUACGUUUCCCGCAUUUGCAGUAGUACUAAGAUGUUUUUAAGUUAUCUAAUGUAAAAUACAUUAGAAAACAAUAAAUACACUAUUAUACAACACCAAUUGCGAUACAACACAUUGAUAUCUGUUACGUAAUCAUUUAUUUAUUCUAAUUAAGCAAGUAUAUGUCUUCUGUGUACCACACCGUAGAAUUUUAUUGCAUCUAAACUCUAAACAUACCAGUUUCCUUACGAUGUUUUAAUUCACCGUAUGAGUGGCUUGACAGAAAGCCCUUUGGUGUCCGGAAAGCGCCGGGAAUCGAACCUAUGAGAGGUCAUAGGUUCGAUUCCUGAGGAGGAAUGAGAAAUACUGCUUUAAAAAGACACAAUUACGGUUCACUAAUAAUGAUGGUAUGGAAACACAGAAGACACUGUUUGUUAGUCGAUAAAUUGUAAA
Molecule: messenger RNA, 1479 nt
Organism: Pieris napi
Lineage: Eukaryota; Metazoa; Arthropoda; Insecta; Lepidoptera; Pieridae
Product: sulfotransferase 1C4-like
Exons: 7
Coding region: 60-1073 (337 amino acids)
Biological process (GO): sulfation
Cellular component (GO): cytoplasm
Molecular function (GO): sulfotransferase activity
Source: RefSeq, a predicted model, not a curated record